Messenger RNA from Salvelinus namaycush (lake trout), 1595 nucleotides. RefSeq lists its product as uncharacterized. The record is from RefSeq and is a predicted model, not a curated record. The transcript is spliced from 3 exons. NCBI's taxonomy places the organism in Eukaryota, Metazoa, Chordata, Actinopteri, Salmoniformes, Salmonidae. Bases 296 to 958 code for a protein of 220 amino acids.
ACACAACUUAUCUACCGCUGUAGGAGACUUCACGGUGCACUGAUGCAACAAAAACAUGCAGGCAAGAAUAGAUAUUUUACUGUGAAGAAUUAUUGCAAAGUUAAUGGACUUCAUGACAUUCUUUCGGAUACAUUGAAAGUAGGCUACCUUUUCUUUUUACUUUUUUAACCAUUGUAGGGUGCAAUGAGUGAAUAACUUUCUACCGGGAUUAAUAACAGAGGAUUCUGGGAGAACAACAACAAUCAAAGGUUCUGAAGUCUGAACGCACCCUGGUCCUGACUUUUGACCUCUAGCCAUGUCUCAGAGUAACCCCUCCUUCCAGCUCCUCCAGGCUCUGAGGAAGUCUCCCGCCGUGUUCCGCCGCCGGUUCCACCUCCAGCCCAACCGCAUCGCUACCCUCUCCCACGGGGAUCCCCUCUACAAGGUGCUCUACCUGGGCACUGAGAAAAUCUACUCCCUGGAUCUGGAGCAGGCCCAGGGGGCCAUAGGCCUGCUGCUCCAGCAGUGGGCCCCGGAGGCCCCUGAGAAACGGUGCAAGGAGCACGCUCUGGUGUUGCGGCGGCGUUACAUAGAGGUGAAGGAGAUUGCCACGGGGAGACAGCUCGCUAAGACCUAUCUGAGAGACAUUGCGUUCUGCGCGGCCGACACCAAGCACCCCAAUGUGUUCCUGUACAUCUGUAAGCAGCAAGGCCAGCAACUGCAGUUACAGUGCAGGGUAUUCUGGUGCACCAGUGCUGAGAGAGCUAAGGACAUCACCGCUUGUCUGGCAAGGAGCUUUCAAACGGCUCUUAGUGAUUGGCAUGGGCAGGAUAGCGAGACCAAUCACAUGGAGGAAGGGGAGGGAUCAUCGGAGGUGGAUGGACUGUCAGUCAUCACGAGCCUUCAUCCUAAUACCUCCUCUGCUCUAUCAGGAGAUCUAAGGACAGGAGCCCAGAUUUACAUUUUGUGUGUGUGCUAACCAGCUGCACUGUGUGUCUGUCAUGAGAGACUGCUGCCAAACCGAUUCUUAUGAUGGACUUGAAUAAAGCUAAGGGUGUGACUCAAAAGCCCCACAUGCCACAGAGCACCCCUUUAUCACCACCAACAGGAUCAUUGUGUUUACGCCUGAGCACUAUUUUGGCUUGGUGUGAUUUUUUCAAAUUUAACUAGGCAAGUCAGUUAAGAACAAAUUCUUAUUUACAAUGCUGGCCUACCCCGGCCAAACCUGGACGAAGCGGGGCUAAUUGUGCGCCGCCCUAUGGGACUCCCAAUCACGGCCGGAUGUGACACAGCCUGGAUGAACUGGACUCCCUCUACUCAGUAGUGUUAUGUUUCCCUCUGGUAGUAAUUUAACAUCAUCAUAUGAUAAACAUGAAGACACCUAGACAGGGACAGGAGCACACUAGUUAUUUAUUUAUUUUCAGCCUAUUGAGGUAACUUGUCUGUAACUAGGUUUCCAUCCAAUUGGUGACAGAUUUGCAUGCAAAUAUUUUACAAUCAGUAUAAAAACAGCAUAUUUUCCCAACAGUGAUGUGUUUCCAUCAAAUAACGUAGUGCACAUAAAUACUUUUUCUGUAAAAUUCCUGUGUACCGAAUAAAAAUACAAGUUAAAUGGG